Molecule: messenger RNA, 3174 nt
Organism: Cyclospora cayetanensis
Lineage: Eukaryota; Apicomplexa; Conoidasida; Eucoccidiorida; Eimeriidae
Exons: 5
Coding region: 1-3174 (1057 amino acids)
Biological process (GO): protein autophosphorylation; peptidyl-serine phosphorylation; intracellular signal transduction
Cellular component (GO): nucleus; cytoplasm
Molecular function (GO): calcium-dependent protein serine/threonine kinase activity; ATP binding; calcium/calmodulin-dependent protein kinase activity
Source: RefSeq, a predicted model, not a curated record
AUGUCGAGAAACCCUCGGGGCCCCCCUCCCCCGAAACCAGGGUCGGGGAACCUGAGCUCUUUGAUUGAGUCCCUUGAGGCCUACGAUGGGAUCGGUCUGUGGCAGGCCUCAUCUGUCUGCUCACGCAGCAAACGCUAUACCCGAUUCGUACAGUAUCUUGUCGGUAAAGGAAGACCCCUGCCCUGCUGGAUGGACAAGACCUUGCUUUCUGCUUCUCUUCCCAAGGCACGUUCCCAAAAGUCUCCCACAUCUAAUUCUGAAGACGAGGAUGGAGGGCCACUACAAACCCAGAGCCCCAGAGAAUUAUGGGAACCUCACCUACUUCCCUCUCACAUAGCGUCUGCUGCCAAAACCAGACUUAGCCUUCCUCUCGAUGGAGCUGCUUCAAGGAUACCGCUGUUGAGGGGCCCCCUUACUACUGAGACAGCCUCUGAAUGUGGGGGAAAGAGCUGCUCCCGUAAGACGGGCAGUAAGACGCAUGAUAUUUGCGUUUGCGUCGUGGAACUCGAGUGCUUAGAUCUCCGCAUGCGGCUCUUUCAGCUCAACGAAGUCCAGAAAGACUUUGACAAGUUGAGCGAAGCACUCCAGGGGCCCCAGAUGCGAAGGCGCAGUAGACUGAAAAAGAUACGAUUGCGAGAACAACGGAAAAAGCGGCAGUUGUCUGUUUUGAGCGCUCUGGAAGGGGCAUUUCCAAACGUGGCGCUGCCUCGUGGUGUCGGAAGAGCACCAAUGAUACAUCAAGAUACAGAACUGGACAAGACAGCAAGGGGCGACUGGCUAGUAGGGCUGUCCCUAGACGCCUCGAUUUUGGGGGGUCCACCACUAGCCCCCGAAGGGGCGGACGCAUAUAUCUUGGAAAACCUACCACCACCUCAAAAAGAGGUCCAUUGCCACUGGAAGGCGGCAAGAGCCCGUAUCAAGGAGGCGCUCUUCGCCGCAAAGGAAGGGCAGCUCGCCAUCCUGGACACGCCUCGAGAGGAUUCAGGUGCUGAAUCGGGGGAAUCUAACGCUGGCAAAAGGAAGGCCCUUGGAGCUUCCCAGUUGCCCGAGAAUGCAUUCAGCUCUCUGCACGGAGUAGAACUUCUUCCAGGAACCUCUAAGAAUUCCCAGGUGUUGCAGCGAGUGAUGCUGCAUCUCUCCCUUGGUGCCCCCCAGACGCUCCGCGUGUAUAUACCCAUGACCAUGAAGCGCGGCAGACCGCCCUCAGCCACAGCCAUCCGAAUAAACCUCACAGUUAUGUGUAAGCCGGCGGCAGACUCCAUUGGCCCCUGGACCUCUGUAGCGGAGGGGGAACUCACUGUGUCGCGGCCCUUGCAGCUUGGCCUCGUGCAGCUGUCCUCUUCGCACCUGGUAAAACUGGGCCCCCCUACAUUUGCGGGGGCUGCGCGAGUUACCAUCUGUUGCGGCGGCAUCCUUUUCGCCUCCAAAAAGUCCACUUCACGCAAGGCAACGCGGGCUGAAAUUGGGUCAGCUCACAGCAAGUCCGCAAAAGCCUUAAAGCCCCAAGCAUCACAGAACCAGUCGUGUCACAUGCCUCAGCAGCUUGGGGCACCUGGCUCAGCAGGAGGGUCCCCUGGAGCAGCAGCAGUUCGCCCCCCAGGAACAGCCCCUGCCGCUGCAGCAACACCAGCAGACGCCACGUACCCGAGUCCACACCAGCAGAAAGAGCAAGAGCAGCAGAAGGGUAAGGCGGUGACGAGAGACACUGGCCUGUCACUGGGUGCUUCGGAGGUACGUCAUGAAGGUCAGGCGACCUCAUUGCAGCAGCUAGAAGGCCUACUGCUGUCACUGAAGCAGGACACCAGCCAGCUCUUUUGGGAUGGUCUCCUCUGGACACGAAAGGCAGGCGCUUGGCCUUCUUCUUUAGAAGAGCUAAGGACAGUCCUUUCGCCUGUGAAAGCACUACGGAGCGAUGGCAGACGCAGUGUUCAUGUCGUAGUUCUGUACGCCACGAGUCCUUCGACAGCCUCUCCUGCCAUUCCCGCCUCAUUAGCAACGCCCGGAGGAACCGAGUGUACGCAUACUGGGGUGUUCAUACUAGAAAGUGUUUUGAAGCGAGAGCUUGUCGACCCCUUUGCCUAUGUGGCUGCCCUUCUGGAGUUUUCCCACAUCUCUUCAGGAGACUCUGAGAUUCAAACAACGCAAGCUUCCCAAGAUACAGCAGCAGAGCCCUCCCGAAGCCAUUUGGCACCCAUCGAUUCCCCGCUCGUCGUGCGACUGCAGGCAAUCUACCAUGACGCGCAGUGUCUCCACAUCCUCAGGGAUUGGCUGCCUCCCCCGUCCCAGAAGCUUUCCGAUAUGCUCCCGCCUAACAGCUCUGGCGUCUUCAAUGAAGCAGCGGCUAGAGGAUUGCUGCAGCAGGUGCUGCAGGUUUUAGUGCUCCUGCAGGGACAGGAGACUCGUAGGGCGUGCAUACAGCUCACGCCUGAUGCAAUUUAUUUGAGGGGAGGCGGCACGAUUGCAUUGGCCCUCCCCAAGAUUUCUCGCUUCUACAAGAGGCAACCAACUAGUGGGAGCUCUCUACAGGCCUUGAUGUACAAGCCCAGCUUCCUGUGCCCUUUAGAAGGCCCCAUGUCCAAUAGUGCAGGGGUCGCAAGGGAGGCGCCCUCGUGGGCUAGCACUACAGUAGAUGCGCAGCUAGCCAACUGGACCAACGCUUUUCCUGUGGCGUAUCUCGCGCCAGAAGAAUUGCAAAACCAACAGGCAGGGGACGCUAGCCUUUCUGCUUCGCCUGGUGGCCCAGCUGUUGCAGCUCCUGCCCCCAGUAGUGUUGCUUCCGCUGCGCCUUCUGCCGCUGAAACUCCUCUUCCGGCUGACGAACCUAGUCCAGAUGGCUCAGGAACUGUCGAACCAGCCUUGAGCCAUGCCCCUGCUGCUUCCGGUCCUGUCAAUGCAGCAGCAGCAGAUAUGUGGCGAGUCGGCGUGUUGGCUUUUCACCUCUUGUCAGGGAGCCCUCCCUUUGUAGUGACUUCACGAGAGACCCUGGGAGUCCUUCUGGAGCGGCGGGGCAUGAUUGGCGAGCUGUUACUCUCCCGUCUGCCCCACGUAUCCAUGGACUGUUGGGAUUUCUUGGCUGCCCUCUUUCACCUAGAGCCACAGAAGCGCCUUACGGCUGCGGAGGCCCUAGAGCAUCCCUGGAUUGUCUCUCACGCGAAAAAGUUUACUCAAAAAUGA